GAGUUGGCAGGUAACGCCGCCCGUGACAACAAGAAGUCUCGUAUCAUCCCCAGACAUUUGCAAUUGGCCAUCAGAAACGACGAGGAGUUGAACAAAUUGUUGUCCGGUGUAACCAUCGCUCAAGGUGGUGUGUUGCCCAACAUCCAAGCCGUUCUGUUGCCCAAGAAGACCGAAAAGAAAGCUUAAAAAACAUUCUUCCGACACUGCACAACUAAAAAGGCCCUUUUCAGGGCCACCAAAUUUAUGAACAGUAAUUCGGUAGAUGUGAGUAGCCUUUUGUGAUUGUAAAAACAGCGAGCGUAAUUUUAUAUAUAUCAUACAAACUCAUUUAAAACAAUUAGAUACCUUGAAAUGCAGUUA
This is a messenger RNA of Myzus persicae (green peach aphid), 360 nucleotides long. Its product is annotated as histone H2A-like. The record is from RefSeq and is a predicted model, not a curated record. Gene Ontology annotation, molecular function: structural constituent of chromatin; DNA binding; protein heterodimerization activity. Lineage: Eukaryota; Metazoa; Arthropoda; Insecta; Hemiptera; Aphididae. Gene Ontology annotation, cellular component: nucleosome. The transcript has a single exon. The annotation marks the transcript as partial.